AUGUUAAAAAUGUUUUUUGCUGCUGUUGGAACAUCAAUGUUAAGUGUGGCUUUACUUACUCUUUGUUGUAGGAAAUUAUAUGAAAAAAUUCUUAAUGGUUAUAUUGAACAUAAUAGUCGUCGUGGAAUUCUUCAUUAUUUAUUCGGUGGUACUCUGAUUGGAUUAGGAAUGAUAAUAUGUGGUAGUUGUCCAGGAACUGUUUUUGUUCAAGUGGGUUCAGGAAUUGUUAAUUCUCUAUUUACCUGUUUUGGUGGUCUUCUUGGCACAUAUUUUUAUUAUAUAUUUGUACAUGAACGAGUUUCACUCGAGAAACUUUCUUCAUCAUCUCUUGUUCUUCGAUGUAUUUGUGAUUUAUUUCAUAUUCAUAGUGUUAUUGUUCAUAUAGUAUUUGGACUUAUUCUUCUUGGUAUAUCAAUUGGUUUAGAAUUUAUUUUUCCUUGGAAGUCUUAUUUAAAUCCGAGGUUGUUUAUAAAAGGCACCCUAAAUCUAGAUGAAGCAUUAGGUCAUUUUUUGGGUAUGGCUGCUUGGCUACCAUCAGCGUGCGGUACUGGUGUUGGUCUUCUACAAUUUUGUUUUAUGUUUUUUCUCGAGAAAUCCUUAGGAAUUUCAUCAGCAUUUACUGUAUUUGCUGCACAAAUUUGUCAUAUUAAAAAAAUUGGUCAAUCAUUACCAUCAUUGAAUUCAUUUGCUUAUGAACUAAAGAACCAUGUAUCUCUUCUUUUUGCAUUGGGUGCUAUUGGUGGUAGUGCUCUAUCAUCAAGAGCACGAUGUGUAGGUGGAUGUAUGAGUGGUCAAGAAAUUUCAGGAAUGACACAUCUUCUAGUUGGUUCAUUCAUUAUUAUAGCAAGUAUAUUUGGUGGUGGUAUUAUUUUUGCUUUUAGCAUUUUAUUGACUAAUAAUGAAUGGCUUUUUCAAAAUCUCUGA
This is a messenger RNA of Rotaria sordida, 924 nucleotides long. The record is from the annotation of a GenBank genome assembly. NCBI's taxonomy places the organism in Eukaryota, Metazoa, Rotifera, Eurotatoria, Philodinida, Philodinidae.